Molecule: messenger RNA, 23461 nt
Organism: Podarcis lilfordi (Lilford's wall lizard)
Lineage: Eukaryota; Metazoa; Chordata; Lepidosauria; Squamata; Lacertidae
Source: the annotation of a GenBank genome assembly
CUCAGCCUCCGCCGCCGCCGCCUUCCCAGCGCAGAGAGGCGGAGAGGCGCGAGCGAGCGGCCGGGACCCGCCAAGAUGGUGAGGAGGCCGGAGGGGAGAGCAGGAGGCGGCGGGCGGGCAAGUUCCCCCUCGCCCUCCGGCGGCGCCCACUCAGCUUCUCUUCUCUCUUCUCUCUUUCCCUCAGUUGCCGCAGCUGUGCCGGAGCCUCGCCGUGGCCGCCCUCCUGGCCGGGACAGUCCUGGGGGAGGUAGGAGAUGCCGGGCGGGAGGGAGGCAGGGAGGCAGGGAGGGAGGGAGAGGCGGCCUUCCCGGCGCCCCGAGCCCCGUCUCGGGCCGGGAGAACUCGGCGGGCCGGGGGGGAAGGAGGGCCGGGAUGCCGAGGCCGCUUUCGGGGAACAAAAGCGGGCGGGAGCAGCUCGGGGCCGCCCUCGGGAGGGGCUUUUCCAGCAAGAAAGAACUUUUCCUUGGCAAAAGAGAGUUUAUCCCGGGGCCCCUCGGCUCUCAAACUUCCUCCGUCCUGGAAGUCCGUUCAGAAACCAAAGCGGUCCAAAUGCAAGGCGCGCUUUCCCAUAGAAAGGAAUGCAAAACGGACGGAUCCGGUCCAGACUCGGGAAAACAACCCCUCAAACAGCAGUUGAGCGUGAAUGCUGCUAUCUGAGGAGAGCGCGGAUCCAUAAAAUGAAAGCAAGAAAGGAUGUCCUUGCAGGCACGCAGUCAGUCCAUCAGGAGCCGAACUGGGUUCCACACAGUCACGAAAAGAGAGCUGCAGCGAGGAAAACGUGAAAUAAAUAACAAAAACAGACAGACCUCAGUGUAACACUCAAAAUGUAAGCAUAACGCUCAAAACGGAGCACGUUCGGCUUCUGAAAAAAGUUUGCAAACCGGAACAUUUCCUUCCGGCUUUGCAGUGUUUGGGUUCCAAGUUGUUUGAGUCCCAAGGGUAUUCAAACUUGAGAACCAGGGUACCACUGUAGUUCUGCUUCCAUGUGAAAGAGAAGAUGGGUUUCCUUUCUUUUAAGAAACAGCUUUUCUUCUUUCCUUUGGGGGGAAGCCAUCCUCCGCUUCACGGUGAGGUCCCUUAAGGAGACCUCGUGAGCGAAAUGAGGUCUCAAAGGUCUCCUCAUAAAGCCCUGGCGGUGCCACCACCUCCCUUCUUUUAAAAAAAAUUUUUUGGAAGCCCUGCUAGAGGAUCAUCUGCUUCUCCACAAGUAUUUUCGCUGGGACUCUUCUCUCUUUCAAAAGCCAAACGUUUUGUUUGACCAGGAAUGAAGGAAUGGUGUCUGAAUCCCCAGAGUUGCAGCCUCCCUGAAAAUGAGGUCAGAAGCAAAAUAUUUGAUGAUUACGGCUGGGAAAUGUGGAAGUGAUUUAAAGAAAAUAAACUCAAGCUGCUGUGGGCUAGCGGGCAAAAAGGACAGAAUAUGCAUUAUGGAGGUCGGAGUUCCCUAGUGGGCUGCCCGCUGCCCUUUUUUUAUAGAUUAACUGCAGAUGGUGAAUUCAGAUUUGGACCGGUAACAAAACAUAAAUAAAGGCUUUGGGUAAAAGGUACCGAAAUAUGGCUCCCCAGUUCUAAGCGAUGAUAUGUUCAAGGGCACUGCUACCAAGUUUAGUUUCCUUUGGAUAAGAGAAAGCUGGGUACUUAGCUUGUCAUUGUAAUCUUUGUCCUGUUCCCCCCUGCAAAACAACAACAACAUGCAAAAUUAUUUAAGUGGAGGCAAAAAGGGGCUUUUACUGCAGGGCAAUGUAUCCCCAAGGAUGACCCCUAUUGCAGCCUUUCUUCAACUUCCACUUCCACUCCCCUACCCCCAUAUUCUACCCCACUCUCAAGUAAAAGCUUCUCCGAGUGCCUGGCUGAAUUCCAGCUCCCAUUAUCCUGGUCACGCUGAUGGGAGCCGGAGUCCAGUAACACCUGGACGGCUGCAGGUUCCCCAUCCCUGAGCCAAAAGUCAAAGGCAAAUAAAAAAGUUUUCACUUGUCACUAGGAAAACUUCAGGCUGGGCACCUGGCAAGGCUCCCUGAUGAGAGAACCUAAAUUGUCUCCAAAGGGUGUGUUUUAAUGUUAAUGACAGCUUUUGCAGGAUGCUACUGCUGUGCCAUCACAGGGAGUAGGAAUGAGCCCUGAGUAAGCAUAGGAUUCCUCCCGAGCUUUGUUCCUUGUUCACCAUGCCUCCACCUCUGCCGACUUUUUGUCCUAUGUGCUGCCAGUGCUCCACUGGCGUAGGAGUAGAGUCUUCUGCCAAUGGAAGAGGGCUGGAAUGCCGGUGUUAAUUUCCCCCCAUGCGCAGUGCUUGAGUUCACCAUGUGCAGAGGACUCGGGAGUGAUACUGAUCAGGAGGUGUAACUUGAGAAUAAGAUCGUUCUCUCUGCAAAUGUUGGGAUUCCUUAGCGCACUCUUAAGUGUGUCUUGCUGGAGGGAGUUUUUCUUGGCCACACUCUCAGAUUAAUCCAGCAGUCUGGUCUGCUCCACUGAUCACCACAAGCUCCCAAAUUGGGGAAAUUGUAACACAGAAAUUCCUCUAAUGUCUUUGAAAGCAAGCAGCUUUUUCACCACUUGGUUUGAGCUGCUUUUGUGCAAAACCUUUCCAGUAUGUAGCCGAGAAAGAAUGUGCUACAUAUUGUGACCUCUUUGGCUGCAAUUUGGCAGAAAGGUGCUUAGGAGUCUGGAAAAUGUGACAGGUUGUGAGAACUCUUGGCUGUUCCUGAACAGCUCUGGAUGCUGUUGUUGGCAAGGAUGGUAAUGGCAAGGUGAACAAGAGCGCCUUUGAUCAGUAAAUUCCUUUAUUUACAUAAGAAAAAGGUUUGUAACCAGAAACCAUAUAAUCUUCCUGCCAAAGUAACAGUACAUCAGUUUUUCAUCACAUUCGUAAAAUGGUCAAGACCAGGCUCUGGACCUGUCUUACUGAGUGCAGCUGUGUCUGCCUGUUCAUGCCUUUGCUAAAAUGGAAUUGUUUAAUCUGCUCUUAAACAGGAGGUAGCUUUUCUUGUAAAGGAAAAGCUCAUGCCACCUUUGUUGGUAUUCACUCCCUGGAGCCUUGAGUAGGCAAGCAAACAUUGAUCCGUGGCUUCAAUGCAUGGUGUCUGGACCUGGGUGAACAGUGACUGUUUCGGGAAAAGGGUUUGGGAGAAAGAGAGUGGUGCUCUUCAAAUGUUCUUGCUUCAACCUCCCUCCUGCUGUGAUGGAGGCAAUACGUCCCCUGGCCCUGUAGGGAGUUGCAGUGGGACUCUGUGGGUGCAGUGACUGUUCUGUUCUGUGUGGCCAGGCUGUGAUGCAGCAAGGGAGAAAGUCCUCCUGAAGGCUUGGCUUUCACAUCCGUUGUUGGAAGGGGGGGCCUGGCACUCACCAGCAGAGAGCUUUCCAGCUGACCCUUACGUCUCCGAUGUGGAAGAAGCUGAUCCCAGCUGCUAAGGGGAGGGAGUAUUGCUCCACCAGUACAGUUUGGUCCAGACAAAGUUCUCACGUGUAUCAGAGAGUUGGUGGAGGGAGAGAGCUCUGCAGUAGUUAAACUUUGCAAUUUCACAUCCUCUUGGAAUAAGGAGACAGUUACGAAUGCCCUUAUCCUGUUGACCAGUCCCCCUGGCAGCUUUUAGAAUCGCUCACAGCAAGGAGGUCUCUCCCCUCCAAGGAUCCUGUCUGUCCAUUUCCCUGGGCUGUGCAAAUAACCACCCAAAGUGGGGGGCGUGAGCAUUAGAAGGGCAGAACAGGAAAAAAACUAUCUAAAUAAAUAAAUGAAAUCAGAUAAGCAGGAGCCAAAGUUAUGUCAACUAACUGACCUCUGUGUCGGCAUGCAACUGGGGAAAUUCAUCUGUAAAGUGUUGUGCAAAUUGGUCACAAAAGGCUACUGAGUGGACCAAGAUGUAGCAGGACUUUUGGCUGCUUGAAAAAGCUCCAUUGGGCAACUCUGUGCAAAUGCAACAGUGGCAGAGAAGUGCUAUUUCUUCACAGCCAUCACUCCUACAGAGCUCAAACUCAUUCCAGGUCAAAAAACAUCGCCCCGCUUGUUUCAUCAGGCACACAUCAGUCAGGAGGUACUUGUAGUGAACAACUGAUGAAGGGACAAGGCUGCCAUCUAGCUGUUUUUCCAAAUCAGUUCUCAGACUCCUCCCACAUCCUUCGAUGAUGCUCCACUGCCAUCUUUUGGAGCCUGAGUAUCCUGGUCCACCAGACCAAAGCAGAGCAGGUAUACUGAAGGACGACAUCAAAAAUGCCAGAGUGAUCAGUUCUAGCGCUUUUUAAAAAAAAGAAAAUGUAAGCUUGCAGCAUAGACUGCACAGUCCCAUUGCCUUUACAGGUGCAGGACGGACACUGCAACUAUGAGAGGUUGCCGUGACUAGUCUGCGCCCAAGCAAACGUUUUUACAUUCUUUGUACACAAAGCAGCAUAUGCCACUUUGGGCAGGACUUUGCAUCACUUGACCUGAUGAGGGCAUAGGUGGCAAAUACCCAGAUCUUCUAGAUAGUCCCCCUUUCUGGGCUCAGAGCCCAGCACCCCAAGCCCACAGAUAAGGUUAAAGCAAGCCAGUUAGCUUAUAUCAAAGCAAGUGAAUACAAACAUAUAUUCAUAAACAUUAACAUUCCUGCAUUGCAGCGGGCUGGACUAGAUGACUCUAGGGAUCCCUUCCAACUCUACAGUUCUAUGAUUUUAUAUAGGAGCUCAUCAUUACAGCAACUAUCAAUUAAUUGUGGGGCUAUCUUGAUUACCAAGAUGCAGAGCUUCUGGAGCAGUUCACUCUGGGUUCAACACACUGAGUGAAUCUGUAAGUGCCUUAACUUCUCCAAAGUGUGUUAGCAACACACCUUGAAUGUGUGUGUGAGAGGGAGUUGUGUGCACAUGCAGGAAUGUGGCUUCCUGUGCAUGGAGAUGUUCUGCUUUAGUUGCCUCCCUGAUCUGUUUUUUUUUUUUAUUUCAGGGUCAUUGUCACUGUUUUGGUCAGAGGGCCAAUAGUGUGGCCCUAGUAGUGCUAUUUUGAUUUUUGACCUGGAAUUUUGAUCAGUGCUGUGAAUAAAUUUAGUUUUAAAGAUGGUCUUAGGAAGAAAUCAUAACCACAUUUACUUGAGAGAGAGCCCCACUGAACACAGUGGAACAUACACCUGAGUAAGCAUACUUAGGCAUGCAUUGUGUUGCAUGGACUCGAUGGCCCUUGUGGUCUCUUCCAACUCUAUGAUUCUAUGAUUCUAUGACACACACCUGCCAUUAGCAGUUGUGUGUUUGCUGGUUGAAGUGGUAGAUGUCGAACACAUGUGAGGUGAGGCUGGAUUGCUGGUCUGCUCCUAGCUGGCAUUAAAUAAUAUAAGGUCUGAUCCUGAAGAGCCAGACUAAGAUGGUACAGGUUCUAUGAAGCUCACUGCUGUCUGUCAGGGUUGCAGUGAUUAUAAAAUGGAGGAGAAGCCACGUAAGCUGCCUUGAGCUCCUUGGAGGAAAGGUAGAAUAUAAAUGUAAAGAAUAAGGUGGUUUGGGACCAGUUUUCUGGGAAGGCUUCAGAAGAACUGAACUGCAAAACGGCUGGUGAGGAGGGAAGAAAAACCCUUCUGCAGAGUGACCUAAGCCUAGGUCAGGUCCUGGCCUGCUGCCUGAUCUUCACUUCUGUUUCGAGAGUUCUUGUAUCAGGCUGGAGCUUUUGAGAAUAUUAAGAAUAUGCAGAUUCAGUGUUCUUAUGUGACCUUUUACAUAAACAAUUCGAUGCCUUCAGAUUGUUCCAAGAGUGGGGUUUUUUUAAAAAAAUAGUCUAGGCAUUUAGCAUUAGGUCCUCCUUAAAAUGUUCUCUGAUUUCCUAAGUUUAGCACAUGGAAUGGGUUUUAUUUUUUAAGUUUGUAGCAUUUUAAUAUUUUAGUAGAGGCACUGCAAGGGGAGGAAGCUUCCAGCAUUUGAUUUUCCAUUGUCUUUGUUGCAUUCAUGUGGUUUCAACUGUUUGGUGCUAGAAAAGUUUCAAAAGCUGCUAAGAGAGGACUAAAAACAUUGCUGUGACUUUCCUUGUACAUAUUUGCAAUAUUGCCUUUUAAAGGGCAUUCCAAUCUUCUGACAGGGCAGGGGAGCUGCAUGUUCUGCUGUUCUGGGUUUGUGCAGCCAGAUCCUUUGGGAGGUUCUUGCUCCUUUGAAACAAUGGUCUCAGCCCCUGUGACCAUGUAACUCUGGAAUGCUCUGAUUGGCCAGCCUCCUGGAGACUUGAGGUCUGGCUGAAUAGGCAGCGACCUCGUUCCUCCUGGGGGUGUAUUUUGCAGUUGGUUUUUGUUAGAAAGUAUGAGAGCCAAGAAUGCAAGAUGUAAGAUGGGUGGAGUUUGCGCUUGGCUGGUCUCGGAAAGUGAAGCAGGGUGGGGAAACAUUUAUGACAAGCUGGGAAAACAUUGUCAGAGUUGGACAUUUUAAUACAGAAGCUUCGUGGGGUGCUUGAACUAAUAGACUCAAAGCUGUUAUUUCCCCUUUGCUCAGACUGUUGUGAAGGGGGUUGGCAGUAAUGCCAGUCUCCUUGCACUCCAGGUCACAAUUGUUGUUGUUGUUUAAUCGUGUCCGACUCUUUGUGACCCCAUGGACCAGAGCACGCCAGGCACUCCUGUCUUCCACUGCCUCCCGCAGUUUGGUCAAACUCAUGCUGGUAGCUUCGAGAACACUGUCCAACCAUCUCGUCCUCUGUCGUCCCCUUCUCCUUGGGCCCUCCAUCUUUCCCAAGGUGGCCAAUGUCUUGGAGCCUCAGCUUCAGGAUCUGUCCUUCCAGUGAGCACUCAGGGCUGAUUUCCUUCAGAAUGGAGAGGUGUGAUCUUCUUGCAGUCCAUGGGACUCUCAAGAGUCUCCUCCAGCACCAGAAUUCAAAAGCAUCUAUUCUUCGGCGAUCAGCCUUCUUUAUGGUCACAAUAACACACACAUAACCACAGAUGCACAGACCUGGCCCUUCUGUUUUGAGAGAUGACUCUGAAUCAACAAUAAAUACUUCCCUGUCUAAUUUGAAAAACGCCCCUUGGUAGCCUUAAUAUUUUCUGUGGUUAUUCUAGUGCAUCUUGGCUUGUGAAAUUUUGCUUAGAGAGCAGAGGUUAACUUUUCUGUUUUCUCUGCUUCUCCGACCAACUUGUGCUAACGGGUGGGGAAGCUGUGGUUCUCCAGAUGUUGUGGGAUGGCAACUCCCAUUAGCCCCAGCCAGCAUGGCUGACAACAUCUGGAGGGCUGCUGCUUCCCCACCCCGACUAAUUGGCUUGUCAUGGCCCAUCCUCUCAAAGUGGACUUUUGCCAACAGGAGCUCACAGCCUAGUGCUUUAACUGCUGUGCUUCCCAGUGAAUAAGAAAGACACCCUUUGUUCAAUUUUAAUUUUGAGAAAGAUAUGUUAGGACAGCAGCAGAUCGGAUUGAUGGAAAAGCUGCAACAUUUAAAGAUGUGCAUGUAACCACGUAGUUUAGAAUCCAUUUUCUGGCAAAGGCACUGAGAAGGUGUCAAUAACUUUUUGAUUGACACCUGCCAGCUAAAGUCAACAAAUCACCCACAAAGGCUUGUUCAAUCUGCUAGUGAUCUGUGGCUCUUCUGAUAUUUCUGGAUCUUUUAAGAUCUGUGAGAAGGUUGCAGUUAUUGGUUGCUGUUUGUGGUUUUUACCUCUUAAAGUUUUUCUUUCAUUGUUGGCCACCCAUAACUUUUAUUAUUGGGCAGGAUAUCAAUGUACAGUAGUAGCUAAAUAAAAGACACAGUCUUUAUCUGAAGAAGGCUUCUCCCCCCCCCCAACAAACUAUUUUUUUCUUGUAUGCUUUGCAGGAAGAGCCGAUGAGCAAAUCUAAAAUCUGUGCUAAUGUGUUCUGUGGGGCUGGCCGGGAGUGUGCUGUGACAGAGAAGAGUGAGCCCACCUGUCUCUGCAUUGAGGUAAGCGAAGUCCUGGGACCGACCGCUGAGAUCAAAGGCUGAUGUCAUCCCAAAUGUGGAGAACCAGCACGCCUAGUGGUAGUGGCUGAUGUGUGCUCCCUCCUGCUUCCUCUGUGGUCCUAGGGAUUUUCUGCCCAGCCUUCUUGGUUUGUUGCAUGUACAGCAGUACCUCGGGUUACAUACACCUUGGGUUACAGACGCUUUAGGUUACGGACUCCGCUAACCCGGAAGUAGUACCUUGGGUUAAGAACUUUGCUUCAGGAUGAGAACAGAAAUCGUGUGGCCCCAUUAGCUGAAGUGGUGCUUCAGGUUAAGAACAGUUUCAGGUUAAGAAUGGACCUCCAGAACGAAUUAAGUUCUUAACCAGAGGUACCACUGUAUGCUUCUUUUUUGCAUCAAUGACUCAAAUCUUCUCUCAAGGUAAUUCUUUCAUUGUACAGUGGUACCUCAGGUUACAUACGCUUCAGGUUACAGACUCCGCUAACCCAGAAAUAGUGCUUCAGGAGGAGAACAGAAAUCAGGCUCCGGCGGUGCGGCAGCAGCGGAAGGCCCCAUUAGCUAAAGUGGUGCUUCAGGUUAAGAACGGACCUCCGGAACGAAUUAAGUUCUUAACCCGAGGUAUCACUGUAGCAACAUCACAUUUCCUGAGCACUUAACAGCACAUCCUAUUAUGGUGCUUCCCUCCAAAGCAUUUUGAUAUUCUGACUGGUAUGUGGAGUAUACUUAGCAAACCGUCAUAAGCACCUAUUUGAUGCAGCCUGUGACUGUGAUUAUCAUUAUUACUUGUUGUUUCACUAAUGUAGGUUUCCCUGAGGUGCAUUUGCCUACAGUAUAUAUUGCCCACAUUAUAGCAGGAAGCGAUAGAAGAAGAGGAGGGAGAAGAUGUAAAUAAGCCCAAAUAGAGGGAGACUAAUGCUUUCAGUUCAGUAAGUUACACGUAGUGGGGCUUAGUUUUCCAUAAAGGAUGAGAACUAAAGCAAUAAGCCACGGGUAGGCAACCUAAGACCCGGGGGCUGGAUCCGGCCCAAUCGCCUUCUCAAUCUGGCCCACGGACGGUCCGGGAAUCAGUGUGUUUUUACAUGAGUAGAAUGUGUGCUUUUAUUUAAAAUGCAUCUCUGGGUUAUUUGUGGGGCCUGUCUGGUGUUUUUACAUGAGUAGAAUGUGUGCUUUUAUUUAAAAAGCAUCUCUGGGUUAUUUGUGGGGCAUAGGAAUUUGUUCUUUUCCCCCCCAAAUAUAGUCCCCCCCCCCCGGUCUGAGGGACAGUGAACCGGCCCCCUGCUGAAAAAGUUUGCUGACCCCUGCAAUAAGCUAAAACAGGGAUAAUCAGUGCUUUUUUUCUUUAAAAAAAUGUUUAGGGGUACUCACAUUUUUAUUCAAGAAAAUCACCAUUUUAUAGUUCAAAUCAAGGAAAAUAAAUAUAGUAAAUGGACAAAAGUACAAAGAUUCACGAAAUGUUUAGGGGUAUGAGUACCCCUGCGUCCCCCCCCCCCCCAGAAAAAAGCACUGGGGAUGGCUAAAGGCUCUGUGGAAGAUUUGAGGAGGGAUUUGAAGAAUGAGAGGGCGGAUGUCUUCUAAUCAGGGAAGAAAAACAAGCGGCAACAGUGUAUGCAUAUGAUUUUAUCCUGUAUGUCACUUGCCCUAUGCAGGCCCUCCCUGAAUUAGUUUAAGAAUUCAUGAGCUUUGGGACAAACUCAGACUGUAAAGUUAAUCUCAUCAAAACCUAGACAUGUCUGGAUCCUUUGUUUCUGUUUGUUGAUGAAUUAUUUCUUUGUGCGUUGUAACCCUUGAUCCGACUACGUUUCCCCACUGUGGUGCCAAUCCAAACUGGACCCCACAUGUCUGCUAUUUGUAGUGGGUGGGGAAGUUCCCACUAUUCAGGAAGGAAAAUCCUGCACUCAGGGGCAAACUGUGAUUUAUGUAAGUUGUAGUUUGGCCUUCCCUCUCAAGCCCUCCUAAUUUAUAUUGCCUGUGUGAAACUGCUUAUCUUUAUGCCCCGUGUGUCUCCUUCCACCUUAGGGGGCCUAGUUAUAUUGGAUCUGUCAUUUUCUUUUUGUUGCUGCUGCAGAGAUGCAAGCCUCACAAAAGGCCAGUUUGUGGCAGCAACGGCAAGACAUACCUGAACCACUGUGAGCUGCAUCGUGAUGCUUGCCUCACUGGCUCCAAAAUUCAGGUGGACUAUGAUGGUCACUGCAAAGGUAAGUCAGAUCCUUGGGGCUGGGGUACCCCUGGAACAGCUACUACUCCAGUAAGUCCUGGGUUAGAGGACAUUCAAAUUCAAUCCAGCUUUGGGAAUUCUGGCACCAGAUAAACAUUUUGGUUUUUCAAAGGCACAUGACUUAAUGUGCCACAAAAUUCCCUGCCUGUUUCCACUGAAUAUUGCUGCUAAAGAGUGUGUUGGAUCCUGUAUACCUGAAGGUCCUGUAUACCUGAAGGAGUGUCUCCACCUCCAUCGUUCAGCCCGGACACUGAGAUCCAGCACCGAGGGCCUUCUGGUGGUUCCCUCGCUGUGAGAAGUGAGGUUACAGGGAACCAGGCAGAGGGCCUUCUCGGUGGUGGCGCCCACCCUGUGGAACACCCUCCCUUCAGAUGUGAAGGAAAUAAGCAGCUAUCCUAUCUUUAAAAGACAUCUGAAGGCAGCCCUGUUCAGGGAAGUUUUUAAUAUUUAACACUGUACUGUUUUUAACACUUGAUUGGGAGCCGCCCAGAGUGGCUGGGGAAACUCAGCCAGAUGGGCGGGGUAUAAAUAAUAAAUUAUUAUAAUAAUAUUGUUAUUAUUGGAUGGCCCCAGAAGUGAGGGCAACAAAGCAAGGAGCCGGUUGUCACUGUGACAUAAGACUUUUGACCCAGCCCAUUGCAGUGCAGCCCUGACUGUGGCGCACUACGGUGAAAAAACAUCGCUCUCUGGUCUUGUGAGACAGAAUAGUAACAAGGAAAUAGAGGAAGAUAUGGGAAGUAAUGUCAGUAGUAGGUGGAAUUUACAAUCUGCAGUCAGCCAUACCAGGGAUGAUUUCCCUGGAGCUUGGCUGAGUGUUUUGUGGCCGAACUCGGGUGAAAGUAGGAGCCCUAGAUGAACAGCUGUAUGUGCUACUGAGUCCUGCCACAUGAACGUUCCUUGCAAUACUGUAAGGGACAAGCUGUUCGUUUACAAUACUUAUAUUUCCACCUGACCUCCAGUGCAGCUGACAGUAAGUGGGAAAACAUCAUCAUCACCAUCAUGUUCCAGAAUCAAAAGUUGGGCAAUACUUAUUGGAGGGUCAACCAAAAUGUCAAGAAAAGGAUGUUAAACUUUCGAGUAGUUUCCUCAAGGGUUGCCAGUGCCGUGCCAUGUGAGCACCAUUGCACUUGAAAAUGCCUUUAUUGAUUCCUCUAGGCAAGACACCCAGACUCUGAACUAGGGCGGUGGGUGGGUGGGGGGAGCCCUAUUGCACACGGAGAAAUUAAUUGAAUUGAUGGGAUGGGUUAGUUGAAUACUGCCCCCCACCCCCAGCAUUGUCUGGGGGGAGAUAUGAGGUGUACUUCAGGAAAACCAUAGACCAUUACAGUACCUUCAACCUGAAGUUUUCUUAUUUCUUUCUGUAAAUAGAGAAGAAGCCUGAGAACUCCGCUGCAAGUCCAGGUAAAUAUGCCUUUGCCUGUGCUGUGCAGUCUGUGGGCUGUUCCUCAUGUUUGUUGUUGUUGUUGUUUAGUCAUUUAGUCGUGUCCGCCUCUUCGUGACCCCCUGGACCAGAGCACGCCAGGCCCUCCUGUCUUCCACUGCCUUCCGCAGUUUGGUCAAACUCAUGUUGGUAGCUUCAAGAACACUGUCCCACCAUCUCGUCCUCUGUUGUCCCCUUCUUCUUGUUCCUCAUGUUACAUUUGUUCAAUAUAGGUCAAAGGGAAAGUGUCCGAAUGCCCUUCAAGUGCAGAUCCUGUCUGGAAAAGUGUUUACAGGGGUUAAGCUACGUUCUAUGUCUUGAGCUGCAGUAUUUACUUCAUGUGCAAAAUUCAAGGAUAAGGGAAUUUGUGUCUCUCCCCCUCCCCCCAAUUUACCUUUUCUUUUCUGUUUUUAGUCUCAGUUCAGUUGUAGUUGGCUACUGUGCCUCACCAGGCUGGUAAUAAAAAACAACAACAGAAAUGUGCCAAGUAGAAUAUGAAAAAUGAAGCCUAGCUGGUUGACUGAGGAUCAGUGGAUAAUGGCAAAAGAGAUUUUGCCUUCUGUCUGCUCCUGAACUGUCACCUUUAAUAUUCUGGAUUGAAGAAAUAAAACAUAGAAUUUAUUUUGUUCAUCUUGCCCAUUAAAAAUAGCACUGUGCAUAAUCAGUGGUGGUUUCUCAUGUGCCUCAACAGCAGAGGAAAAUAAACAUGGCCUCUCACUCCAUAAGCUGGGAGUCUACUGAUUUCUGAUCCAUUUUCCACUUGAGAUGAAGAGACGUUGCAUUGCUUCUUGCCUGCCAUCUAGCUGUCUCCCCCACUUUCUGACAUUCCUGGUCCAACUCUCUCCUUUUCUUGUCGCUCAAUAGUUGUCUGUUACCAGACUGACCGGGACGAACUCCGGCGUCGUGUCAUCCAGUGGCUUGAGACUGAGAUCAUUCCUGACGGCUGGUUCUCUAAAGGCAACAACUACACUGAAAUCCUAGACAAGUACUUCAAGGUACAAAUGGCAGGAGAAGAAAAAUAGACAUGGUGAACUGAUGGAAGAGGUGGUUAGAGAUUUGCUUCAUAGUAUUAGUGUGAACUUUCCUGAAUCACUAAUUUGUUUGGCAAACUAGCUUGUGAAUAUUAUACAUUCUCACCACUGCCUUUAGCCUUCACUUGCUUUUCUAUAUUUACAAAAGAGAUGUGAUCAGAUUAUAGGCUUCUAUAAUAAACCCUGCAUUAGAUCUUCAAUCACGAUGGUAAAUGAAUGAGAAAUCGUCAAGUAAACACAUGGCUAAUUCAGAAGGCAAAACAGCUUCGUGAGAGUCACUAUUACCAUAUUAUAGAUUAUUCUGGCCUGUAUAUUCAUGUUGGAUAAACUGUUAUUUCUCAACAAAACAAUUAUGCCUGAUUUGCAGAUAAAUGUGCAAGACUUAGCUUAAUACUCUCAGACAACAGCGGGCCCUGGGGAGGGGGGGUUGGAACUGUGUCAAGUAUAAUUCAGUCUCCCACACAAUCUAAAAAUAACUAACAGUGUUGGGACCCUUUCAAUAAGACAGAAAAUAAAGCAGCUUACUAUGGAAAAAAACUGUAGAGGUCUGAGGCAGCGAAGUCAAGCUAAUCAGAUUUGGGAGAGAAUUUUUCCCCCACUGCACAUAUGGCUUUCAUUCAUUCAGACCUGAACAUGAGCAAGUUGUAUCCAGCAAGUCAUCCCCCUAAAAGGAAAGCGUCAAGCUGUAGUCUCUAAACUUCAGUGGCCAUCAGGGGUGCCAACUUGAAUAAAAUAUUGUGGGGCCCCAGGGAAGUCCCGCCAUGCACAAUCAACCAUGUGGCGCAGUGCACACAUCCCAUUUGUAUGGGAAUGCCCAUCAACUUUGUGGAGGGCCAGACCCCCUCAAAUAUUUUAUUGUGGGGUCCGAAGCCCCUACAGCCCCCUAGGAAUUGACUCCUCUGGUGGCCAGUAUGGCCAUAUAAUACUUCGUAUGCUGUCUCAGUUACAGUUGAGGUGAUUAAGGUACUUGACAAAUAAAGAUCAGGCAGCAGGGGGUGGCGAACAGUGAGACUGUGCCACUCACCUGACUGCUGUUUGGCUAAGUCGCUCCAGCGUAGCCAGGUGGGGAAAGGGAGCAAUGUGAUGGUAGCUGGAUUGCCAGAGACCAGACUGAGGAUUACAGCUCUGAAGAGGAAUGGCAGGAACCUUCCCCUCUUCCUGCUCCUGACCAGGAUCCUGAAGCUGCUCAGGAACAGUGGAGCAAUAUAGAUUUAGAGAAUUGGUUUGCUGAGGGACGUAGUUCAGAAAACAACAGCUGGGAAGAGCUGAGUGAGGAACAGCUAGAAGAAGCAGAACAGGAGAAGAGAGAACCGACUCCCCUUCGCUAGAGAGGGUCCAGCCUAUCUUUCCAAGGGCAGGGAGAGCAGGUAAGGUUGCUACGCCGGGGGCUCAGUGGUUGCGAGAUCAGGUUGCAAGAAGGGGAAGUGACGAUGACUCAGGGGGAAGGAGGAGGAAAACGUACAUGGGGAGCACCUCCGCUCUGAGAAUGGCUGCUGUGUUCUUUUGCUGUGAUCAUUAAACACUCUUAGAAUCAUAGAAUCAUAGAAUCAUAGAGUUGGAAGAGACCACAAGGGCCAUCGAGUCCAACCCCCUGCCAAGCAGGAAACACCAUCAGAGCACUCCUGACAUAUGGUUGUCAAGCCUCUGCUUAAAGACCUCCAAAGAAGGAGACUCCACCACACUCCUUGGCAGCAAAUUCCACUGUCGAACAGCUCUUACUGUCAGGAAGUUCUUCCUAAUGUUUAGGUGGAAUCUUCUUUCUUGUAGUUUGGAUCCAUUGCUCCGUGUCCGCUUCUCUGGAGCAGCAGAAAACAACCUUUCUCCCUCCUCUAUGUGACAUCCUUUUCUAUAUUUGAACAUGGCUAUCAUAUCACCCCUUAACCUCCUCUUCUCCAGGCUAAACAUGCCCAGCUCCCUUAGCCGUUCCUCAUAAGGCAUCGUUUCCAGGCCUUUGACCAUUUUGGUUGCCCUCUUGUGGACACGUGCCAGUUUGUCAGUGUCCUUCUUGAACUGUGGUGCCCAGAACUGGACACAGUACUCCAGGUGAGGUCUGACCAGAGCAGAAUACAGUGGCACUAUUACUUCCCUUGAUCUAGAUGCUAUACUCCUAUUGAUGCAGCCCAGAAUUGCAUUGGCUUUUAAAGCUGCCGCGUCACACUGUUGGCUCAUGUCAAGUUUGUGGUCAACCAAGACUCCUAGAUCCUUUUCACAUGUACUGCUCUCAAGCCAGGUGUCCCCCAUCUUGUAUUUGUGCCUCUCAUUUUUUUUGCCCAAGUGCAAUACUUUACAUUUCUCCCUGUUAAAAUUCAUCUUGUUUGUUUUGGCCCAGUUCUCUAAUCUGUCAAGGUCGUUUUGAAGUGUAAUCCUGUCCUCUGGGGUGUUAGCCACCCCUCCCAAUUUGGUGUCAUCUGCAAAUUUGAUCAGGAUGCCCUUGAGUCCAUCAUCCAAGUCGUUGAUAAAGAUGUUGAAUAAGACCAGGCCCAAGACAGAACCCUGUGGCACCCCACUAGUCACUCUUCUCCAGGAUGAAGAGGAACCAUUGAUGAGCACCCUUUGGGUUCGGUCAGUCAGCCAGUUACAAAUCCACUGAGUGGUAGCAUAGUCAAGACCGCAUUUUACCAGCUUCUUUACAAGAAUAUCAUGAGGCACCUUGUCAAAUGCCUUGCUGAAAUCAAGGUAGGCUACAUCCACUGCGUUCCUUCAUCUACCAGGCUUGUAAUUCUGUCAAAAAACGAGAUCAGGUUAGUCUGACAUGACUUAUUUUUCAGAAAUCCAUGCUGACUAUUGGUGAUCACAGCAUUCCUUUCUAGGUGCUCACAGACUGUUUGCUUAAUGAUCUGCUCCAGAAUCUUCCCUGGUAUUGAUGUCAGACUGACUGGGCGGUAAUUAUUUGGGUCCUCUCUUUCCCCUUUUUGAAAAUAGGGACAACAUUUGCCCUCCUCCAGUCUGCCGGGACUUCGCCUGUUCUCCAGGAAUUCUCAAAGAUGACUGCCAGUGGUUCUGAGAUCACAUCUGCCAGUUCUUUUAAUACUCUUGGAUGCAGUUGAUCUGGCCCUGGAGACUUGAAUACAUCUAAACUAGCCAAGUAUUCUUGUACUAUCUCCUUAGUUAUUCUGGGCUGUGUUUCCUUUGCUGAAUCAUUUGCUCCAAAUUCUUCAGGUCGGGCAUUGUUUUCUUUAUCGGAGAAGACUGAGGCAAAGAAGGCAUUGAGGAGUUCAGCUCUUUCUGUGUCCCCUGUUUGCAUUUCACCAUCUUCUCCUCUGAGUGACCCCACUGUUUCUUUGUUCUUCCUUUUGCUACGGACAUACCCAUAAAAGCCUUUUUUGUUGCUUUUAACCUCUCUAGCAAGCCUGAGUUCAUUCUGUGCUUUAGCUUUUCUGACUUUGUGUCUACACGUGCUGGCUAUUUGUUUGAAUUCCUCUUUGGUGGUUUCCCCCCUUUUCCAUUUUUUGUACACAUCCUUUUUUAAUCUUAACUCAGUUAAAAGUUCUUUAGAUAGCCACCCUGGCUUCUUUAGGCACCUUCCAUGUUUCUUAAACUGGUAAGAGACUCUAAUCGCUUUGUUCUGCUGAUGCAUGGCCAAAGGUGCAUCUCUGAAGCAUGGCAUGAAUGCUCACAGAACAAACACACUGAUGGAGUCAGUCCAGUGUUCCUCCUAGUGCGCUGACACCACACUAGCCUUGCCACCACUAUCCUCCUCCCCCUCUGCAGCGAUUCACCUGCAUGGAAGUCAGGUGAGCGACACAGCCCCUCCAUGUCAUCUGCUGCUACAUUCAAGUGAACAAGUGGUGGAAGUUGUGAAAGGAAAUAGCUAAUGGUCCACGGAAGCAGCGCUGUUGUUUUCAGCCUCUCUUUCAUGCUGCUUUGUAGAAUUUCGACGAUGGGGAUUCUCGCCUGGAUUCCAGUGAGUUCCUGAAGUUUGUGGAACAAAAUGAGACAGCGGUCAACAUCACCACCUACGUGAAUCAAGAGACCAACAAGCUGCUCAGGUAGCGUGGGGCAGAAAUCAAAGCGAAUGAGAUUCAAACUACAAACGGCACUUAGGUUCAUGAUUCUUUCCUCUGAUCAAAUUGGGACCCGUUCCAGAUCUAAUUAGGCCCACCCCUCCCUUACAGGAACACAAGCAAAAACAGUGUGCUGUUAGCUUGUACAUAUCACAGGGUGGUUCUAGUCAUGAUCUGGAAUCCUGCUGAUUCAAACAGUAGACAAAUCUGUCAGAAAGCUCCCGUUCUUGGCCUUUGCCGGGCAAAAAACCUUGUCACCUAUGCUUUGAAAGCAGCAAGACAAAUGGCCAAGUAUUUGAACCUAACCCUACAUUCCUGUUCUUCUGCAUUUGCCUGUAAAAGUGUUUAGUAACUGCCAGUGAUGAUUGUGGAACUUGUCAAGUUACCUGAGAAGGAAUAGUUGCUCAUGUUUAGACCAUAGGAAGAAUCAGCAGCCAUUGAAUGCCGAUAAUCUGGUGGGCUGCUUCACAUGUUCAGAAAAUCCAAGUGAAACGAUUUGACAACAUUUCAUUGUAAACAUGUUAGCCAUUCCUGCUUUGCUGUGAUGUCUUCUAGGCUGAUACUUGCAUUUUCUGUGUUUCUUGCAGGGGACUCUGCGUAGAUGCCCUCAUUGAGCUCUCAGAUGAGAAUGCUGACUGGAAGCUUAGCUUCAAUGAAUUUUUGAAAUGCCUCAAUCCAGCCUUCAACCCACCAGAAAAAAGUAGGAGCACCUUGUCUGCACAGAGAGAGACUGAGAUUCCUAAAAGAGUAGAAAGAGCAGAGAGAUUUAGGGCUGGAAAUGUGUCUCAAAAACCAGCCAGUGUCUUAUCAACCUGUCUCUGAUUAGUCAUUAAUCUUUAGUCUGCUCUAUCAUUAUCCAUAUGUUAUAAGCCACAUUUCACACUAAGCCACAGGUUUCAUUUACAGUGGUACCUCGGGUUACAGACUCCACUAAUCCAGAAGUAAUACCUCAGGUUAAGAACUUUACCUUAGGAUGAGAACAGAAAUUGCACGCCAGCGUUGCGGUGGCAGCGGGAGGUCCCAUUAGCUAAAGUGGUACCUCAGAUUAAGAACGGUUUCAGGUUAAGAACGGACCUCCGGAAUGAAUUAAGUUCGUAACCAGAGGUACCACUGUAUAUUGAGACAAUAUUCCAUUCUCUGUGAUCUUUCUAGAAUGUGCCCUGGAAGAUGAAACCUAUGAGGAUGGAGCCGAGACCCAGGUGGAGUGUAACCGUUGUGUCUGUGCCUGUGGGAAUUGGGUGUGUACUGCCAUGACCUGUGAAGGUAUGUCAACCAAGGAAAUCUCGGAUCAUUUUAGAACAAUCUUUCUUCCCCAGAGGAAAGAAAUGUGAUGUCUGGACCGUUGGCUUUUUGCUCUAAGUACUUGAAUGCAGAAGCAGUUCCAGAUCAAAAUCCCAUGAACCAUCCUUGGUCUGGGAUCAGUUAUUUUAUAACCUGGAAAUCGGAAAAAUGUUGUUUUCGUGAUAGAAGAGACCCUUCUCCCACUACCUAAUAUACUCUCAAUGUACUAUUCUGGUCACUUCAGUUCUGGGGACUACUUGGGCAUUAAUUAUUUGAAGGCAUCAAAGGACCAUGGGAAUUGGUUCAAAAUGGAGUACAGUCGUACCUUGGAAGUCGAAUGGAAUCCAUUCCAGAAGUCCGUUUGACUUCCAAAAUGUUCGGAAACCGAAGCACGGCUUCUGAUUGGCUGCAGGAAGCUCUUGCAGCCAAUUUGAAGCCCCAUCAGACAUUAGGCUUCCAAAAAUAGUUUGCAAACUGGAACAUUCACUUCUGGGUUUGCGGCUUUUGGGAGCCAAAAUGUUAGAGAACUAAGCUGUUCGAAAACCAAGGUACGACUGUAUAAAAACCUGUUCCUCUUUUACCAAAGGAACCCUCCUGCAAAAUUAGGUUACACUAUCUUAGGAGAUGGGACGCGGGUGGCACUGUGGGUUAAACCACAGAGCCUAGGACUUGCCGAUCAGAAGGUCGGUGGUUCGAAUCCCCACGACGGAGUGAGCUCCCGUUGCUUGGUCCCUGCUCCUGCCAACCUAGCAGUUCGAAAGCACGUCAAAGUGCAAGUAGAUAAAUAGGUACCGCUCCGGUGGGAAGGUAAAUGGCGUUUCCGUGCACUGCUCUGCUCUGGUUUGCCAGAAGCGGCUUAGUCAUGCUGGCCACAUGACCCGGAAGCUGUAUGCCAGCUCCCUCGGCCAAUAAAGCGAGAUGAGCGCCGCAACCCCAGAGUCGGCCACGACUGGACCUAGUGGUCAGGGGUCCCCUUUACCUUUACUAUCUUAGGAGAUGAAAACCUGUUCCUCUUUUACCAAAGGAACCCUCCUGCAAAAUUAGGUUACACUAUCUUAGGAGGAGCCCCAAUGCACAGCAAACAGAUAAACAAGCAGCUUUCCAAAUAUAUAGGACAUGUAAACAUGACUCUUAGAUUGUAAUUUGUAUCAAAAGAAAGUUCUGAAAAGCCAAAUGUCAACUUAGCACUGCCAGUUGGAAACUAGGGAGAGCGACGGAAUUUUGGUGGAAUGGGGUGAGUGGAAAGACCGAUCCCACGGUCUACUCCACAUAGAAAUAGAAAUGUCCGAUAGAAAAAUGUCCACCCUUCCAUGAGUGGAAAACAAAUAAUGGCAACACUAAUAACUUAGGUGAGCAAAAGAAGAGAGGCUGUUUGCUCUUUUGUUCUCCCUUCCAUAACAACCACAGAUGCAUUUGGUUUGACUCUGUUGAAUGACAUUAAAUUCUUGAUCUUGACCUGUGACCUCGCCUGUACCCUCAGGGUGGUCCAUUUCCCCAAGGCUGCCCAUGGCGGAUGAAGGCCCAGCAUACGCGGUCCAGGGUCCAGGGUGCAAGGCAGUUCCUUUUGAGAGCUAGAGGCCACCAUGUCUUGUGAGAAAGGAGAAAGCUCCUGAGAAACUUUGCUGUUGCAUAUGGCUGAAGGAGGUGGGAGCUCGUGCCUUUGUUCAGCCAAAGCUGAGGAGGACAUGGGUGAAUUUAAACCACUUACCCUCCAGAUCUAAGGCCAGGAGAGCAAUUGGGAAGCUUGAAGAACUGAACAGGCAGGAUAAAUAGCAGGUGCUGCAACGCUGAUGGCCAGGAGGGGGCACACAAAGCGGCAAUAAACUCUAAUCUAAUUAGAAAAUCUGCACCGCACUGCUGCCUUUGAUCAGCUUAAAAUUUGCAUGUAUUCAGCUGCCCAAACCCCAGCUCCUUUUUGAUGGUAUCUUAUUAUUAUGCGAGGAGAGUCCCUUUUAUUAUGUUUCCUCUUACUGAUCCCUUUAUAAGGGGGAGAACUCCAGCUCUUUUAUGUUUUAGUCUUGUAACCGUUCCUUCUGCCUCUCUUUGAAUCUCACUACAUGCCAGGCAUAAAACUGAUUAUCUGCCUUCCCUUCAUCAUGUACUUUUACCUCUCAGUCUUUGACUGACCCAUUCAAUUUUCUCACUAACUGCUGCUGAAAAAGGCUGGUCUAACAGGAUGACAGGCUGCCAUGAUGAGCUCAUCAGCGAGAAUUUUAAGUGGCUGCACCAAGUAGUAAGCAAUUGCACCAAGUGGAAAACAGGGUCUAGUAGCGUGCUACUGUUUUACCUGAAGAUUGCCCCAAGCUUGGGGAGGUUGUGUGAAUGGUUGCAAGAUACUUACCAAGGGGGUGGGGAUGAGGGAAGAGAAUGAGACAAAUUGGUUUCAUCAUUAGUUCUUGGGUACAUUAAGGAAGUUCAUUUCAGUAUUCUUGCUGCUUACCCCAGGGUUCUGCAGCUCCUGCAAAGACCACGAGUGGGCAGUUGGAAUUGGGUUUUUGCAAAGGUUAGACUAAUUUGGUGUGUCUAUGAAUUUCACCAUGAACAUCUCUAUGAUAGGAUAUGUAUGGAGAUAUUUCUAAGCCAACUCCUUUCUCCUUGCUAGUAUUCAACCUCAGUGGUUUCUGUCUUCUGGUCAACAAAGCCAACACUUUGUGUUAAAUUUGAUGUGGUGGUAGAAUUUGCUCUGAUCCUGUGACAGUUGUGUAAUCCACUUAUCCUUGUAGGCAAGAACCAAAAAGUGCCUUCUGAAGGGCAGCAGCCUGAAGAUAAGAUGACUGAAGAAGAACUGGCCAGAUAUGUUCAGGAGCUGCAAAAGCACCAGGUUGGAAGGGGACUGUAGAGAUUUCUUUGCCUUACAAACACGCUGGCUAUAUAUUUAUUUCUAUAGGUCUUUCUGCUGAACAGCUAUAAGAUUCUGUACCUAUUGGAGGCUGCUGAGAAUAACUAGGGAUACAACAGAACUCCAGCCAGUUUUGUUUUAGUGACUUGCCUGGUCACCAAAGUCAAGAAGGAAUUUUAUGCAGGCAAAUGGACAGAACCCCUUGCCCUGAUCCUGGGUCCGCACUAGAGCUUUAACACAUACACGAGUCACUGUUUACAUGUGUACAUUUGUGCACCUUUGUCCACACAUAAGCACUUCCGGUUUUAUGACUCCAAAAUCCAUUUUGAUGUAUCUUGUCAACACUAGUGUGCAGUGCUUGAUGGGAUGUAUUUGUGUUGUGUUUUAUAAUUAUAAUUAUUAAUACUACUACUACUACUAUUAUUUAUUAAAUUUGUAUACCAUCCUUCCCCUGAAGAUAACAAGGCAUUUCACAAUAUAAAAAAGAGAACCCAAAAUGCAUAAUAAAACAAAAACAGGAACAAACCAAUAUUUCACAAACACAUUUAAAUGGCCGUUGAAUGUUCAGUCAGCCUAAGCCUAAGAGAAACAUUUUCACCUGGUGCCUAAAUAUAUGUAAUGAAGGUGCCCGGGGAGCCUCUCUGGGGACAGCAUCCCACAAAUCAAGUGGCCCUGAGUACUAGUGUUACAAGAGAGAGGAAAACUUCCCUCAAGGGGGCCUUUGCAGAUGGUUCAUUAUUGUUGUUUAGUCAUUUAGUCGUGUCCGACUCUUCGUGACCCCCUGGACCAGAGCACGCCAGGCCCUCCUGUCUUCCACUGCCUCCCUCAGUUUAGUCAAACUCAUGCUGGUCGCUUCGAGAACACUAUCCAACCAUCUCGUUCUCCAUUGUCUCCUUCUCCUUGGGCCCUCCAUCUUUCCCAACAUCAGGGUCUUUUCCAGGGAGUCUUCUCUUCUCAUGAGGUGGCCAAAGUAUUGGAGCCUCAGCUUCACGAUCUGUCCUUCCAGUGAGCACUCAGGGCUGAUUUCCUUAAGAAUGUUAAGCAGAAAAAGGUUGCUGACCCCUGACAUAGACAAAUACUCAAAUCAGAAGUGUGAUUCUGGGUCCUAAUACAACAGUUCUGGAACGGAAACAUUUUGAAAAUUUGUUCCAGCUCCCUAUUUAGCAUGUUUUCAUCCCAGACAGAUCUUAGUGAGGUGGGGGAAGAACUGUGUCCUGUGGUUAAUAUAAGAACUGAGUAUAUAAAGCGGACCAGAUAAGUAGGUUUUUCUUUCUGUGGGCCCCCUAUCCUGGCACCAGCUUGUGAAAUCACAGUGCAAGCGUUAGAUUUCUCUCCUUUUCCUUUCCAGGAGACAUCUGAGAAGACCAAGCGAACGGCCACCAAAGAGAUGUAAGCGAAGCACGCAAGUGGAAGAUGCCCGAAGCCGGUGUGUGUCGCCUGACUCACCCACCCGUCUUCCUUCAGUGCUGAUUUCAAUAUGCAAAUGUGUGUAGGACUUGUUGCCCAGUCACAGAUAUUUACAUUGUAUAGCAAUGGGAGGGGGGGGCAAAGAAAAAGAUAGGUUCUUUUAAAAUUUAAGAGAAACCCCUCUGUAUCAUGGUUGUUGUUUUUUUUACAAUGAGGAAAGGAACUGAACUGAGGGCAUUAGUGAGGACCACAAAUAAUUCCAUCUCUGGCACUUAGGGCGUGGCAUCCCUGAGCUCCUAUCCUGUGUGGGAUCUUGCUGCCUCUCUUGAGUUUUGCUGACAGCCUAAAAGCUACUACCAUAACUGCAGGGACUUGGAAAGGAAGUGCCUAUGGCGAAGCAUAUAUUCCAUGGGAUAUUGCUAUGCCUCACGAUCUUGAUAACUGGCUUUUCUGUUUUCACACAUGAACAACUUUCACCCCGUCCUCCCUUUCCUGUCCAUACUCUGCUCCCAAAGAGUAUCUGGCCGUUCAGACUGGUUUACUGUGCCUGUGUAAGGGGGUUCCUGGUGAACACAGACCAAAUCUCUGCCAGAAGCCAGACAGCCCACUGCAUUGAGUUCCAAAGUGACCUCAUUUUCUUCCCCUCUCUCUUUGCAAAGGUGCUACAGUAUAUUUUCUUAUCACACUCUUACACUGAUUCUUUUUUUUAAGUAAUGACUUUUAACUGAGCUUUUUGUAUCUUUGAUUUAUAGAUAUUGUUUAUAGUUACUGAAAAAUGCUGUACUUCUGGUUCGUGCUUUGUAUUAUAGCUGCAUGUAUCAAAGAAGUCAAAUCGGUGCAGCCCAAAGAGGGGCUCAGAGCAUAUGGGGCCCUUCUGGAUUUGAUAUUUCAGCAUCCUUUAUGGUAAAGAGCCUUCUUUCGUGCAUGAAUAGAGCUGGAUGGGGUUUUCAAAGGAGACCCUGUCUCCCACAGGGUCAAUUCUUCAAGGAAGGGGAGGGGGAGAAUUAUUCGCUUCAGGAAGAAUUGAAGGCCAAUCCUGUUACAUUAAAUGGAAGGAAAUAUUAUGUCGGGCAAACACGUAUAAGUUCUCCUCAUGCUAUGGAAGCAAUUUUGGAACUGCAAUCACUAAGAUGUGUAAGUUCCCGGUGCUUCUUUACUUAGGGACUGGUUCUGUGACUCUUGCACAGCUGGGAUAUCCAAGCAGGUUGCUGACCUGAGUGCUGACACAACUUUUCCCAUGCAGUGAAAGGAAAGAACCUCCAGCAAAGGAGGGAAGGAAAACACCAAGUAAAGGAAGGAGAAUAUGCAAACCCAUCAAUACAUUGCAUUUGUUGGUGUGAUGCCAGAGACUGUUCCAUGCUAUUUAGGAAUUUUGGCAAUAAAAUCAGGGGACUCAAUCUCCCCACAGUGGUAUAGUAAACAUCAGAAGCGUUGUU